This is a messenger RNA of Lathyrus sativus (Indian pea), 1065 nucleotides long. Lineage: Eukaryota; Viridiplantae; Streptophyta; Magnoliopsida; Fabales; Fabaceae. The record is from the annotation of a GenBank genome assembly.
AUGUUGGGUUCUAGAAAAUCUAGAGCCAAACCAAGGCCUCAACCUUUGAAGAUAACGAAGAAAUUGAAGAUAGUUUAUGAUGAUCCUGAUGCAACUGAUUCAUCGUCCGAAGAUGAGUUGCAACCAAGACGAAUAAGGCGGGGCUGCUUGGAGAUCUCUCUUCCUGUUAUCCCUGUUGUGUCUGCAAUUGCUUCUCCUCAAGAUUCAUUCAAUGAUGGGAAGGAAAAGAUUGCAGCAAGGAGGAGUUGUCUCUCCGUGCGACGAGCUCAAACCAGGAAGAGGUCUGUUCCAUCUGCUAAUCCGACGACAAGGAGACAAUCUUCUGCGAAGUUUCGAGGAGUUCGAAUGAGGAAAUGGGGAAAAUGGGCGGCGGAGAUUCGUGAUCCGAUCCGAGGUAUUAGAAUCUGGCUUGGAACUUACAACACUGCUGAAGAAGCUUCACAGGCUUAUGAGUCCAAAAGGCUUUAUUUCGAAAGGCUUCAAUUUGAAAUGGAUUCUAAAGCAAAGAAUAACAAUAGUUGCUCCAUCAACAACACCAACAAUGCACCGGCACUCGUCGCAACUAACUCUUCCGCGGAUGCUGCGAACGCCUCCGCUUCUGUGUCGGAGAAGUUUUCAACUACGGAAGAUUCUGAAAGCUUGUUCUCGCAUACUUCGCCUUCUUCCGUGCUUGAAUUGGAUACUCUAGCAUCCAAUGAGACGGAGAAGGUUGAUGCUGUUGAAGAUGAAGCUAGUGAAAUGGUGGCUUGUCAACUUGAAGAGCUAGAAAUUCCAGAUCUGAGUGUUUUGAACUUGCCUGAGCCACCUGUUGCUGCUGCAGAGAAUCCAAAUGGGACUGAUCUCAAUAUUGGGUUUGGAUUUGAUUUUGAUCGGUUUAACAUGGACGAUUUUGGACAGGAUUUUGAUGACUUUGGUGAGCUUAGGGACAUUCACAUUCAUGGCUUUGAUGACAAUGAGCCUAGUGAACUUCCUGAUUUCGAUUUUGGAGAGAUUGGUGGUGAAGACGAUGAAUUUGCUGGUUGGAUUGAAGAGCCAUUCUUCCAACACAACAUUUCAUGUGUCUAA